This is a messenger RNA of Pelmatolapia mariae (spotted tilapia), 1949 nucleotides long. RefSeq names its product transmembrane p24 trafficking protein 6 (gene tmed6). The record is from RefSeq and is a predicted model, not a curated record. Gene Ontology annotation, biological process: endoplasmic reticulum to Golgi vesicle-mediated transport; Golgi organization; intracellular protein transport. Gene Ontology annotation, cellular component: Golgi apparatus; COPII-coated ER to Golgi transport vesicle; endoplasmic reticulum. The transcript is spliced from 4 exons. Lineage: Eukaryota; Metazoa; Chordata; Actinopteri; Cichliformes; Cichlidae. The coding region runs from base 1117 to 1863 and encodes 248 amino acids.
GUGUGUGUCUGUGUGUGUGUGUGUGUCUGUGUGUGUGUGUGUGUGCCAGCUCCAAUUACAGAGCCAGCAUUCCUCACUAGUUUGUCUCCUCUCCUUGCAUCCUUGUUCCUGAUGAUGCCCCCCAACAGACUGCAGCAGCACGCUUGCUGCAGCAGACUGAGUGCUGCAGAUGUCAAGUGACAUUUCUUAAAGAGAGGCUGUGGCCCUUUUGAAUUCUACUCUCUACCUGACAGUCCUGAAUGUCUGACCAUCAGUUUGUGCCCUGAAGUUCAAAAGCACUCCAGUUAUGCAGCAGCACCAUGAUCAGCAGCAAGUCCACUUCUCAAUGAGUCCAAAAACAGAUGAAGUGUUUGGAGUGGCCGAGUCAAAGUCUGGACUGAAAUCAGACUGAGGUGCGUCAGCGUGACCUUAAAUAUGUGUCUGAAUUCCAACAAUCCUCCAAAUAAGAGUGGACCAAGAUUCCUCCACAGUGAUGUGAAAGACUCACUGAAGGAUCACAAACACGUGACUGCAGUUCCUGCUGCAGAGGGUGCAACAACCAGUGAUUAGGUUUAGGGGGCAGUUACUUUUGCACACAGGGCAGGUUUGGGGAGAGUUUUUCCCUUUAUCAAUGAAACCAUCAUUUAAACAAUACUUUUUGUAUUAUCUUUAUUAUCUUUGUCUAGAAUGGAAACAAGUUUUAUCAUGUAAAACAUGUAUGAAACAGACCUUCUCAGCACUACACACCCACUCUCCUGUUGGCAUAUGUCUGCUGUUUCCUGUUCACCAGUGGAUCAAUGGAUUCAUGUAAAUGUUGAAAUGUGAAUGACGGCCAUGAGAAUAAUCUAAAUGUACAUCCACCACAUGGUCAAAUAUUACUGAACUGGUGAUCCAAACCUCCACAGGAUGCCUUUAAGCAGCCGGGAUCUGUCUGUGGAACAGUUUCAAGGUUCAUUUGUUUGGAUCACCUGGAGAGUUUCCCUCCUGCAGGGUUUUCCUCUCUAUCAGCAGUGCUUCCAUCUGUGCAGCCCGUCCAGUUUUCCCACCAGAGGAGGAGACAUUUCAGGGGUGGUUAAUCAUUUUUGAUCUAUUCGCACUGCAGCACAGACUCUACUCUCACCUUUCCAUGUUUUAGACAUGCUGUGCUGGAUUCCCUGCUUCUUUCUGGGCUUUUUAUUUUGGGGCUCAGCUCAUGGGGUUCCCCAGACAAACGCCCGCCCCGACGUCACAGACCAGGAGCUGUUCUGGGGUUCUGACCAGUAUGACUUUUCUAUAGUGCUUCCUGCUGCUGGGUUGGAGUGUUUCUGGCACUUUGCUCACCGUGGAGAGAGAUUUUACUUGAACUUCAUGGUCCAGUGGGUGAUGGGAGUCGGCCAUGACAGACACCUGUCUGUCACCGUCAACACUCCGAGUGAUCUCUUGCUGUCUACUGUUGAUGAUGCAAAAGGCCAGAUCAACUUUGAGGCUGCAGAAUCAGGUUUCUAUCAGAUGUGCUUCAGCAACUUCCACAACCGUUUUGGCUCGAUGCAGAUUUCCCUCAGCUUUGGUGUUUACUAUGACACCUACCAAGAUCUGUCAAAGAGCGAGGAGGAGGAGAAGAAGAAGGAGGAGAUCAGCAAAGAGCUGAACAACACACUGAGCGUCAUCGAGACUACGACCCACAAAGUGGAGACCUACGUCUUUCACAUGUUCCGGCACUACGGCUUCAGUCGGAUGAGAAAGAGCGUCGACUACUUCCUGCUGCAGUCCAACUCAAAGUACAUCACCUGGUGGUCGAUGGUCCUCAGCCUCCUCAUCGUCACCUCUGGGUACCUGCAGCUACUCUUCCUCAAAAGCCUCUUUGUCAGCAAUACCGGCACAGAGGGCGAGAAGCCUCGAUGCUGAUAGACUCAAACGAAAGCCAAAAGAAAAAAGAAUUAAAAAAAUAAAAAUGUCUGGAUUUGUGUGGAGGAAAGGCAGACACGAACGAA